AUCUCAGUUUGGGACAUUACACCGGAGAUCAAGGAGUUGAUCAAAACGAGCGGCAUGAAGAAUGGUUUCGUGAACGUGAUCUCUCGGCACACCACCACAGCCGUCAUGAUCAAUGAGUAUGAGUCGCGUCUGAUCAAAGACCUCAAAGACUACUUCUUGAAGAUAGCUCCCCCUGAUGCAAAGUACCUGCACAACGAAAUACAUUUGCGCCCAGAGACGCAGGAGGACAAGAGGAGGGUUCUCCUCAACAACUGGGAUAUCAAUGAUCCUGCUGUACUUGAGGCUUGGAGAUCCCAGGAGCCCUUCAAUGCUCACUCACACUUACUGUCUAUGAUGCUUGGGAACUCAGAAAGCAUUCCGGUAUCAAACGGUGAACUGGCGAUCGGGCAGUGGCAAUCAGUGAUGCUCGUUGAUUUGGACGGUCCACGCAAAAGGACUGUAGGUAUCCAAGUGUUUGGCACAUGA
Molecule: messenger RNA, 465 nt
Organism: Guillardia theta CCMP2712
Lineage: Eukaryota; Cryptophyceae; Pyrenomonadales; Geminigeraceae
Exons: 2
Source: RefSeq, a predicted model, not a curated record